Molecule: messenger RNA, 1584 nt
Organism: Miscanthus lutarioriparius
Lineage: Eukaryota; Viridiplantae; Streptophyta; Magnoliopsida; Poales; Poaceae
Source: the annotation of a GenBank genome assembly
AUGAUGAAAUAUGGUGCUGUUAAUAGAUAUGGAAGGUAUUAUUCAAGAAGGAAGUCAAUUACGAAACCAUUGGAUAACCCCAUCACCAACGAUGGUGUGAACCAGCAGGAUCCUGGAAAAGAAAACUCUGUUCAUCCAUUGGACAAUGUUAAGCAGCCUAGUCCCGUGGUCAUGUUUAAUGAUAGCAGCAAACCUAUUUGGAGUGGAAUUUUCAAGAUAAACAGUGAAGCUUGUCUUAAGGUGGAUGCACACUUGUCAAGUAAAGCAUGUAAGAAAGUGGAGGAAUGUUCAAGAUCAUUGCAACCAGUACUAGAAGUAGUGAAGCUUCCUCGGUUGCAAGUCUGGCCAAAGGGAUGGGAGUCUUCAGGACCUACAGAUUCAUGCAUUGGAUUGUAUUUCUUCCCAUCUAAUUCGAGGUCAAAUGAAUUAUCAGACGAACUAGUGAAUGAAGUAACUGAGACUGAUAGUGCCCUAAAAGUAACUGCUGCUACCGCUGAUCUAUUGAUCUUCCCAUCUGUCCUGUUGCCAGAACAAAAUCAGUUGUACCAUUGGAAACAUUGCCUCUGGGGAUUGUUCAGGCGAAGGAAGGACAUUUCUGACGAAGUUGUUCCAAGUGGAGAACAAAAUGGUUCAACAUGUGCCGUGCCCGUAGAUGAAGGGGGACAACAAGCACAACAUAUUUUGAACCAAGUAGAUGAGGCACAGCCUGCAUCUUCGGAACAAAUAACUUGUGCUAUGAAUGACAGUCAUGUUGAGAAUCCACCACUGGUCGAGAGCACCUUCGAGGCACAAAUUGAUGAGAAUAUGGACUCUGACAUAGUUCUUCUAGGUGGAGAACAAAAUGGUUCAGCAUGUGCCGUGCCCGUAGAUGAAAGGGGACAACAAGCACAACAUCUUUUGAACCAAGUAGAUGACGCACAGCCUGCAUCUUCAGAGAAAAUAACUUGUGCUAUGAAUGACAGUCAUGGUGAGAAUCCACCGCUGGUCGACAGCACCUGCGAGGCACAAAUUGAUGAGGCAGCAGUUUGUGUGGAACUGAAGCAGCCAAACUCUCCGAAAGCGGUAUCAAACUGCUCAGUGCAUCAUCCCGAAGAAGUGAGCCAGCCAGGAGACACCUUCACCUCUUCUUCAACCAAACCAAAUGUCUCAAGUGUUGCUGCACAUUUAGCUGAGAAGACUGGCCAUGGACAGUCCUGCUCCGGCUACGAAUCCCUCACCGCAAAGCUGUUUGGAUUUGGAGUAGACAUUGCCCAGAAGACACCGAGAGCACAGGAGCUUAUCCAGGAUGUGGCUACUGAAGGUACUCUAGUGGUCUCAGAGCCGGCAGAGAUGGUGACUACAAAUUCUGUCUCAGGUAACAGUCCUGCAGUAGGAGUUGGACUGAACCCUGGCACCAAUCACCAGCAGCGUUAUGAGGAGGGUGAGCCUCCUCAGCCUGAUGUGGUAGCUUCUCAAGCCUGCCUGGAGCUUUUCCCGGUCACGCAGGAGCAGAUGGGAUUGGCUGCUCCCGGGGUGGGAACCAGCAGCAUUAUGGAAGUAGACCUUGAACUGAGCCUUGGCAUGUCCUUGGUUUUGCACCUGUGA